UUAUUCAUUCUUAAUAAGCUAAGAAGAAAGCUUUGAAGAGGAACUCUUACUUACUUUUAUUUUCUACAGAGACCAGCCUGGCUAACAUGGUGAAACUCCAUCUCUACUAAAAAUACAAAAAUUAGGCCAGGCGUGGUGGCUCAAGCCUGUAAUCUCAGCACUUUGGGAGGCUGAGGCGGGUGGAUCACGAGGUCAAGAGAUCGAGACCCUCCUGGUCAACAUGGUGAAACCCCGUCUCUACUAAAAAUACAAAAAAUUAGCUGGGCAUGGUGGCGUGUGCCUGUAAUCCCAGCUACUCAGGAGGCUGAGGCAGGAGAAUUGCCUGAACCCGGGAGGUGGAGGUUGCGGUGAGCCGAGAUCGCGCCAUUGCACUCCAGCCUGGGUAACAAGAGCGAAACUCUGCCUCAAAAACAAAAAACAAAAAUUAACCUGGUGUGGUUGUGCAUGCCUGUAAUCCUAGCUACUCAGGAGGCUGAGGCAGGAAAAUUGCUUGAGGUUCAAUGAGCCGAGACUGUGCCACUGCACUCCAGCCUGGUUGACAGAGCAAGACUCAGUCUCCAAAAAAAAAGAGUUGUGUCCUCUAUAAAUAUUUUGUAUAUUUUUAGUUACAAAAUUUGUAAUUGUUAAGUGUGUGGUCACGAGUGUGGAAAAUGCCCACUGCUAGUGUGUAGUCACAAGCUUGGAAGGUGCCCCCUGCUAGUGUGUUGUCAUGGGCGUGGAAAGUGCCCACUGUAUGUGGUCACGAGAGUGGAGAGUGCCGGCUGCUAGGGUGUGGUCACCGGGGCGGAACGUGCUCAUUUUAAGUGUCACAGGUUUAAGAUGAAGGCAGUUGGCCUGGAUGUGUGAUUGUUUUCUCCAGCAGUCAUGGAGUAGAAGGGGUGGGCUCCCCCAGUUGGGUUUUUCUCAGUGAAUACAGUGGAGAGUGAGUGGGAGGAGGCGAAAAAGCACGGCCUUGUCUCCUGUGUAUGAAGAGUCAAGAGUGACGACCAGCGUGGGACAGCCCGAGGGGAGAUCUCCCCGAGGCAGGAGAGUUUAUGCGAGGCGGCGCAGUGAGCUGCAGGGCAGGAGGUGGGGCUCCACGGGAGACUUGACGGGGGGCUUUCAGCCCUUUGCGGCUUCUCAUGGUGAGGACCCAGGGAAUGUCUUGGACAGAACAGUGUGCGCGCCUGUCUUCUACUGUCGAAGCUUCAGGCUGUUUAGCCUCUAUUUCUCCAGAAAUGCACUAAGAGAAUCUAGAAGACCAGGCUGAACGCAGAUUAGAAAAUGCUGAAGGAAGCAUAGUCGAGCUGCAGCGGAGUGAAUUACCGAGUAAAGGUGAGAGGCCUGAGAAGGUGAGAAUAACAGGAGGUUACGAGACACAAGCCCGCCACAGGAAGGACUGAGGAAGAAUGGCUCCAUUUCUAGAGUCGAAGAAAAGUUAUAUCUCAGACUCCGGAAGCCUGUGGUUUGAGGGGGCAAAAUUACACCAAACCACGCCGAGAAGUGUCAGAUGGUAACUGCUCUGCACCAAAAGAGACGGGAGGACACAGCGAACACACAAGUGUGGCACCUUCCUGUCUAAGCUGGAGUCGUCCCGAUGAUCCACUGACAUCAGUCCACCUCAGCGAGGAAGCAGACAGCGAUGUCCCAGACACAGGACUACGAGUGCAGGAGCCAUAAUGUCGACCUGCCAGAGGCAAGGAUUCCAGGGUCAAGCACUCGGCUGGAGUGGGUGGAGAUCAUCGAGCCGCGCACCCGCGAGCGCAUGUACGCCAACCUGGUCACCGGCGAGUGCGUGUGGGACCCGCCGGCCGGCGUCCGCAUCAAGCGCACCAGCGAGAACCAGUGGUGGGAGCUGUUCGACCCCAACACAUCCCGCUUCUACUACUACAACGCCAGCACGCAGCGCACCGUGUGGCAUCGGCCGCAGGGCUGCGACAUCAUCCCGCUGGCCAAGCUGCAGACGCUGAAGCAGAACACGGAGUCCCCGCGCGCCUCGGCUGAGAGCAGCCCCGGGCGCGGCAGCAGUGUCAGCCGCGAGGGCAGCACCAGCUCCUCUCUGGAGCCCGAGCCCGACGCCGAGAAGGCGCAGGAGCUGCCAGCGAGGACUGGACGGCCCGCGGCGUUUGGGGCCAUGAAGGAGGAGAGCGGCAGUUCUUCACCACCAGGAGUGUUCCUUGAGAAGGACUAUGAGAUUUACCGGGAUUACAGUGCGGAUGGCCAGCUUCUUCACUACAGGACCUCCUCGCUGCGGUGGAACUCAGGCGCCAAAGAGCGCAUGCUCAUCAAGGUCGCUGACCGUGAGCCCAGCUUUCUCGCCGCCCAGGGCAAUGGCUACACCCCAGAUGGCCCCUCCGGGGUCCGCUCCCGCAGACCCUCUGGCAGCCAGCACUCGCCCAGCCUACAGACCUUCGCCCCAGAGGCUGACGGCACCAUCUUCUUCCCAGAGAGGAGGCCGUCACCAUUCCUGAAGAGGGCCGAGCUCCCCGGGAGCAGCUCCCCGCUGCUGGCCCAGCCGCGAAAGCCCUCCGGGGAUUCGCAGCCCUCCUCCCCGCGCUACGGCUAUGAGCCCCCGCUCUACGAGGAGCCCCCAGUAGAAUACCAGGCCCCCAUCUAUGAUGAGCCCCCCAUGGACGUGCAGUUCGAGGCAGGCGGGGGCUACCAGGUCGGCUCUCCCCAGCGGUCGCCAGGCCGCAAGCCCCGGCCAUUCCUUCAGCCCAACAAGCAGGGGCCCCCCUCGCCCUGCCAGCAGCUGGUGCUUACCAGGCAGAAGUGCCCCGAGCGCUUCCUGAGCCUGGAGUACAGUCCCGCGGGCAAGGAGUACGUGCGGCAGCUGGUCUACGUUGAGCAGGCGGGCUCCAGCCCCAAGCUGCGCGGUGGACCUCGGCACAAGUACGCGCCCAACCCGGGCGGCGGCACCUACUCGCUGCAGCCCAGCCCCUGCCUGCUGAGGGACCAGCGCCUGGGCGUCAAAUCCGGAGACUACAGCACGAUGGAGGGGCCUGAGCUGCGGCACAGCCAACCGCCCACGCCGCUGCCACAGGCCCAGGAGGACGCCAUGUCCUGGUCCAGCCAGCAGGACACUCUGUCCUCCACAGGCUACUCCCCGGGCACGCGCAAGCGAAAGAGCAGAAAGCCCUCUCUGUGCCAAGCCGCCAGCGCCACCCCCACCGAGGGCCCCGGGGACUUGCUUGUUGAGCAGCCGCUGGCCGAGGAACAGCCCCCAUGCGGGACCAGCCUCGCCCCGCUAAAGCGAGCGGAAGGUGAGGCUGAUGCGGCGCGGGGCGCGGCCGAGCCCUUCCUGGCUCAGGCUCGGCUGGCCUGGGAGGCGCAGCAGGCCCACUUCCACAUGAAGCAGAGGAGCAGCUGGGACUCCCAGCAGGACGGCUCUGGCUACGAGAGCGACGGCGCCCUGCCACUGCCCAUGCCCGGGCCGGUGGUGCGCGCCUUCAGCGAGGACGAGGCGCUGGCCCAGCAGGAGAACAAGCACUGGAGGAGGGGCACUUUCGAGAAGCUUGGCUUCCCCCAGAUCCUGCUGGAGAAGAGCGUCUCUGUGCAGACCAACCUGGCCUCACCGGAGCCCUACCUCCACCCCUCACAGCCCAGCCCGGUUUGUCCUUCUCAGUCUGAGGACCUUGGUGCCUGUGCCCAGUUUGAGAGCAGCCGGCAAAGCCGCAGCGGCAUGCCCAGCUCCAGCUGCGUCUUCCCCACCUUCACUCUGCGCAAGCCCUCCUCGGAGACCGACAUCGAGAACUGGGCCUCCAAGCACUUCAAUAAGCACACGCAGGGCCUCUUCCGGCGGAAGGUGUCCAUUGCCAACAUGCUGGCCUGGAGCAGCGAGUCCAUCAAGAAGCCCAUGAUCGUGACCAGUGACCGGCAUGUGAAGAAGGAGGCCUGUGAGCUCUUCAAGCUGAUCCAGAUGUACAUGGGCGACCGGCGGGCCAAGGCCGACCCGCUACACGUGGCCCUGGAGGUCGCCACCAAGGGCUGGAGCGUGCAGGGCCUGCGGGAUGAGCUCUACAUCCAGCUGUGCCGGCAGACCACCGAGAACUUCCGCCUGGAGAGCCUGGCCCGUGGCUGGGAGCUCAUGGCCAUCUGCCUGGCCUUUUUCCCUCCCACUCCCAAGUUCCACUCCUACCUGGAAGGGUAUAUCUACCGGCACAUGGAUCCAGUCAAUGACACCAAAGUGACACAGCACAUAAAAGAGCUUCUGGAAAGAAACACUAAGAAGAAGUCCAAAUUGAGAAAGAAACCCAAGCCUUAUGUUGAAGAGCCGGAUGGGGUGGCGAUAAGCACAUACGCCAAGUAUUGUUACCACAAGCUGCAGAAGGCAGCCCUAACUGGGGCCAAGAAGGGGCUAAAGAAGCCUAACGUGGAGGAGAUCCGGCAUGCCAAGAACGCCGUGUUCAGUCCAUCCAUGUUUGGCAGCGCGCUGCAGGAGGUCAUGGGCAUGCAGCGGGAGCGCUACCCCGAGCGCCAGCUGCCCUGGGUGCAGACGAGGCUCUCUGAGGAGGUGCUGGCACUCAACGGUGACCAGACAGAGGGCAUCUUCAGGGUCCCCGGGGACAUUGACGAGGUGAACGCCCUGAAGCUGCAGGUGGACCAGUGGAAGGUGCCCACAGGCCUGGAAGACCCCCACGUCCCCGCGUCCCUGCUGAAGCUGUGGUACCGGGAGCUGGAGGAGCCCCUGAUCCCGCACGAGUUCUACGAGCAGUGCAUUGCGCAUUACGACAGCCCCGAGGCGGCGGUGGCCGUGGUGCACGCCCUGCCCCGCAUCAACCGCAUGGUGCUCUGCUACCUCAUCCGCUUCCUGCAGGUGUUCGUGCAGCCGGCCAACGUGGCGGUCACCAAGAUGGAUGUCAGCAACCUGGCCAUGGUGAUGGCGCCCAACUGCCUUCGCUGCCAGUCCGACGACCCGCGCAUCAUCUUCGAGAACACCCGCAAGGAGAUGUCCUUCCUGCGCGUGCUCAUCCAGCACCUGGACACCAGCUUCAUGGAGGGCGUGCUGUAGUGGGGACGCCCGGGGAUGAGAGGGACGUCCCGCCGCCCCCAGCCAGGCUGAAGCCCGCACUCACUCUCUCAGCCGAGGGGCCCGAAUCGCCCGGCCCAGCACCGGAGCCCCCUUCCCCUCUUCCCCAGGCCCUCGGCCCGGCGCUCCCCAGGUCUUUUGUCUGGUCUGAGGGUGCAGCCAGAGAAGAGCAGCGACGGGGAGGGCGCCUCUGGCCCCCCACCUCACGGCCAGUUCCUGCGGGUACCACCUCGCCCUCCGCUGGCCUCGGGUCAGCUCCGAGAAAGUGCCUUCUGUGUCCUGGAGCCGAGCGACACUGCCCGCCUUGGGGCCGGGCUGCCUCCCUGUGACUCCUGCGCGCCCUGGUCUGGGUCUCGCCCGGCCGCCCCCGUCUCUCCUUCCCUUUCUCCAGUCCUUGUCCUCCAGGCCUGCAGCUCUUCCCAGCCCCGAGGGAGCUUCCCGACCUGUCCCCGCCUUCUCUUCCCCCGCCCCUCGGCCUGCGGUCCCCAGGUGGGGACUGCUCAGGAGUUUGGGGGCUCCAGGGCAGUGGGCCCAUGGCCUGGCAGGCGCUCUGUGGGUGGGAUGGGGCCCCCAAACCAAAGUCGUCUGGGGUAGGGGGCAGGGCGGGGGAGGGGCGAGAGUAUUUUUUCUUCGUGUAACUAUAAAUCCAGAAUCCUGCAUCGCAGCCCACCCGUGUAUAGAGAUAUAAAUAGAAGGAAGAUAUAAGAACUAAAUUUGCUAAUGACAUAGUUUUAACCUAAAUGCUAUUUAUCUCUGAGCCGUCCCCGGCCUCCGUGCAGAGCAAGUUGAUGUCAUUCCUUCUUUUCUUCUCCAAUCUUAUUUCUUGGCUUCUGACCAAAAACCAAGCCCUACCCCAUCCCCAUCCCAGACCUGCGGCAGAGGAGCGGGAAGGCGCCGGGGCCAGGACUGCCUGUCCUCGAGGCCAGAGCUGCUGGGGGACCGAGUUUGUACAUUUUCCAUUUUGGAAUUUUGAGUUCCAAUUGUUGUAAAACUUAAUUUCUCCCCAGUUUAUAUAUAUAUAUAUUUUUUAGAAUUCUGUUUUUAUUUAUUAAAAAUAAAAGGCCCAGCCCUGCCAAGGCCCAGGCGGCGUCCUCAGUCGGGUGGUCUCCGGGCCUUCGCGGCCCAACCCGGCCGCAGGCGCUCGUCCCGACGCAUGGACCGAGAGGCGACGACUCGCGUGAAUAAAGUGCACAUGGACCCUG
Callithrix jacchus (white-tufted-ear marmoset) is the source of this 6210-nucleotide messenger RNA. It is a transcript of the gene ARHGAP39, whose product is annotated as Rho GTPase activating protein 39. Gene Ontology annotation, cellular component: cytoskeleton; cytoplasm. Gene Ontology annotation, molecular function: GTPase activator activity; protein binding. Gene Ontology annotation, biological process: signal transduction. Lineage: Eukaryota; Metazoa; Chordata; Mammalia; Primates; Cebidae. The record is from RefSeq and is a predicted model, not a curated record.